This is a messenger RNA of Thamnophis sirtalis, 6479 nucleotides long. Lineage: Eukaryota; Metazoa; Chordata; Lepidosauria; Squamata; Natricidae. The record is from RefSeq and is a predicted model, not a curated record.
AUGAACGACAAUCUCUUUUUUUCGGAAGGCAAUGAAAAGAGAAACUUUACUAAAUUCCUGGUGAAUUAUCUUACAGUGCUGGUAAUCUCUAUUGAAAGUCAUGUCUUGUUAACUUUCUUGAAUCUCAACUUGAUUGUUAUCCGGGCAGAAUACAAUAUCCUCCAUUUUUCUAGUGAAAGUGCUACAGUAGUGCAAAGUUUGCAUUCCCAGCUACUGAAAUGCAUCAGCAUUUGUAAAACAGUGGGACAUAGAGCAAAUAUGAAGAGCCCCAAUAAUGAAGGCCUCUGUAGUAUCACCCCUGAAGAAUCAACCAGUGAAAACACUGUUGGGGCACAUCCAGAUGUGAUGGCACAGGAGAAUGACCUGCAUGAGGGAGAUUCAUUGGAAGCCACUGAAGAAGGAGGACAAGAUCCAAGGCAACCUAUGCCAAUGCUUUCUGAGCAUGGUGAAGAAUGCACAGCACUAAGUUUUGAAAAUAGCAUUGAAGGCUUGCCAGUCACGAUGUCAAACCCCGCUAUUGUGAAUGACAAAGACACCAGCACUGCGCCUAUUGUUAGUGAAACAGAUGCUGACUGUUAUGCUACUACUUUUGCAAGAGAGUCUGAGAAAGAUCCAAAUAAUACUGCUUUGGAGCAGAUUCCUGCAUUAGAUUCUACCUGGACAUCAGGACGUGAAACCGAGGAAAGAAAUUCCAGUGAAUUAGAUUUGUUGUCACAGAGCGAACUGUUGAUUGGAGGAGACAAGACGCACAUCAGCCUGUUGCCUAAGAGUGAGAGAGGCAGAGACUCUUAUGCCAUUAAAGAAAUCAGGCAGGAGACUGGAUUGGAAGUGAGCCUAAAUAACGAAGGCCUCUGCAGUAACACUGCUGGAAAAUCAACCAGUGAAAACAAUGCUGUGGCGUAUUCAGAUGUGAUGGUGUUGGAAAAUAAACUGUGUAAGAAAGAUUCCUUAGAACCUACUGAAGAAAAGGAUCAAAGGCAACAUAGGCCAGUUCCUUCUGAGCAUGGUAAAGAAUGCACUGCAUUAAGCCUUGAUGAUAUCCCUAGAGGCUUGCCUGCCUUGCUGUUAUACCCUGCGAUUGCGAAUGACAAAGACACAAGAACUGUGCCUCUUGUCAGUAGAACAGAUGCUGAGCAUUAUGCUACUACUUUUGCAAGACAGUAUAAGGAAAAUCCAAAUAAUACUGUUUUGGAACGGAUUCCUUCAUCAGAUUCUACUUGGACAUCAGAACCUGGAACCGAGCAAAGCAAUUCCAGUGAAUUAGAUUUGUGGCCACAGAGUGAAUUGUUGAUUGGAGGAAAGAAGGCGCGUAUUGUUCAGCUGCCUAUGCAUGAGAAAGAUUUUUAUACCGCUAAAGAAAUCAUAGAGGAAACUAAAUUAGAAGUGAGUAACAAGGAAGAGACUUUAAUAAAACCAGUGGGGCUGAACACAGGUAGUGUAGACAACCUGGUAAUGAAGAAAGAAAAUUGUAUUCCAAAUAAUCUCACAGCAGGAAAUUCAGACAUAAAUAAAUAUGGUACAUCUGGUAUUGAUCAGAGCUUUGUUGAGUUCAGAGGUGUCAUCAGCGAAGGUAGCAACAGUGGUGUGAACAGAGAGGACAAUCAAUUCCAAAUAUUUCCAGAAAAGGGUAGCGGGAUGCUUCAGGGUCCUCCUACUGUAUCCGGUUUGUCUUCAAACAGAUCAACCCUGUUGCCAUUAACCAUGACAGAACAACCAAUUGGUGACUUGGUGGCUGAAAAUGAAUGGCUAGAAAAGAGCAUAAACCCAGAACCAAACAUCCAUUGUGUGGAUUUACCAGUUAUCUUGAAACCUUCGGAUGCAUCCUUGAUGCCAGAAAAUAAAAACAAAGGGCAAAAAGCAAACACAUCUCAGAACGCAGCAGAACAGAUUAGCAACAAUGAAAUCACACAAACUGAAUCUCUGAGCAGGGGAAAUACAGCCUUAAGUGACCCAGAAAAUGUUAUGCAUAUGGGGAAGGAAGAAUCUGUUGGGGAUAAACUGUUGUUACUUGACAGAAGAACAAGCGAUUUCAUGAGUGAGAAUGACCUUGCUGAUCAUAAUAAAGAAGAAACUACAAUAGCUGAGAAAUACGGACUUACUUCUUCCAGAAACGAAGAACAUGAAUGUCAAGAGGUGCCAGCCUCAAGUCAGGUUAUACAUGAAGAUAUAAACUGUCCCCAAGAGACACGACUAUCUUUUGAUACGAAUUCAAGACAGAUCAGUCAAGAAGCUGCUUUAGAUGAUCAAGUAAGUGGUUUAGAAACCAAUAUCAGUGGCAAAAUUUUAGAAAAGAACCUCAGUUCGGAAUGUAAUCUGAAUAUACUCAAUGAUCAUUCACCGGAAUUAAGCGAGAACUUGGAGCAAAGAACCACAAGCCUAAAUGGAAAAAAAGUGGCCAGUCUUGAGUCAUCUGAAUUAUUACUUUUACAAGAAAAGGACAGCUUGGGGAGUUGUGAUCUUCUGAAGUUCAGUGUUGAAAAUAUUCAGUUCUCCUUUCCAGUCAAUAAAGAGAGAGAGGAUGUGGACGGUUCACUGUCCCUGCCUCCUGAAGACAAUGAUGUUCUGCAGAAUAAAAAACAGGAAUCCCGGGAACAGCCAGGAUUUGAGCUAUUUGGGCCAACAUUUGCUCAAAACACCAAAUCAGAAUUGGAAGACCAGUUGAUGGAUGAAAUAAAUUCAGAGACCGAUGCCCCAAAUGCAAAAAUAAUUGCAGUGUCUAAAACGGAACUUGAGUUCCACAACUUAAACGGACAGGCUAGAAGUGCUGAAUGUGUUGCAGCUGAGAAGACAAACAUUGUAGAGGAUGAAUCCCACUCUGAAGGUGAAAGAUGUGCCUCAACAGCUGGCAGUGGCCCAAACUCUGUACCUGUGACUACCGCUGAACAAAGCACUGCUGUGGGUAAGAAUGACGGUAAUGAAGCAAGACAGGAGGAAUGCGAAACAGGGAUGAAGAAACAAGAAGCUGACACAACUUUGGCACAAGAAAUCCAUAUAAAGUUGGACUCCACGCAGCAAGUGCAGCUGGAACAAGCAAGUGAAGAAAAUGACCCUAAUAUAAAACAUGAUUAUUCUGGCAAUCCUUUAGUAUCAGCUGUUGGAGCAGAAAUCAGUCCCCAGCCACUAAAGUUUGGAGACUUAGGCGAUAAUAGCAUAAGGGCAAACAAUUCUCCAUUCAUGAGCAAUGAUUGCAAGGAAUUUUUGGAAACUCCUCCCAAAGAGACUGUGGAAAAUCCACAGACGGUGGGCAUUUUAAUAACAUCUCCCGAAGUGCAGUCAAAUGAAAGCUCAAAGGUCACAGCAAGUGAAGACGGACAGUGUGUUUCAAACCCAGAAGAUAAAGAUCUGGAUCACGAUGGUCUUCAAACAUUUGUGAAUUCCCAAGGACAGACCUCUAACCAGACAUCUCCCGAAAGGCUACAAUCACUGGAAUUAAAUCAUUUCUGUGGCCAUGGGGAGGUUGAUAAAAGUGAACUACAACAAAUUGGAGACAAUCUACACAAGCUCCAGACAGUACUUGGUGGCCCAGAGACAAAAUCAACUAAUCUAUCCAAUGACACUGCAUCUUCAACACCUAUUUCUGAAUUUGUGGGGAACACCUCACAAAACAACAACCUGAGAAAUGUAAUUAACCCACCAGAGGAAGAAAGUUGCCUUAGCAAAGAAACCUUAAACAAUGUAAAGCAAGACGUUUCUAAUUGUCUCUUUUCAGGUGGUGUUUUUGAAGGACCAAGCCGGAGUGGUGCAUUUCCUGAAAACUCUAUUACAGUUAAACAGUUGGAUGGUUUAGGCGAACUUUCAGACACCAAAUGUGCAAGCAAUAUGGACAUUACAGAGUUUAUUUCAGUGAUACAGAAAACUGAACAGGCGCAAACCCUGCAGGAGAGUUUAAUCUGUGAAGGUGACAGUGGGACUGAUGUUAACUUACCAAGCAAAGAAGCAGAAUUGGGUGAACAAAGUUUACAUACAGAGAUAGAAGAACACCUGAGCUUAGCAAAUGAAGCUAUUCAGAAAGAUGAGCAAGUGACUUGCAAAGUGGACUUAGCUUCCCUGCCUUCUGAAAACACAAGAAUGGAUGAACAUCCUCCUGGAUUACCUAAUAGCCCAGAAGUUCCUUUGAGUGAUGCUUGGCAUAAAACAUGUCCCAUUGAAAAGACUGACAGCGUACAUGUCAGCUCUCAAGCAGAACCAACGCCUCUUUCAACGUUGGCAUUUCUACAUAAUGGGCCUAGCCAAGUAAACUCCCAAUCUACAGGCUUUAUGUAUCAUAGCCCUGAAGGUGAAUUUCAAAAAAGUGAGCCAGAAGCUGUGGCAUGUCAAGAUGUCUUCGACACCACUCCCAGUCUGCAGACUGCUGGUGCUACACACGUUGACUUAGGUGAUGCUUUUGAGGAGAGCAACACAACUGAUCAAAGGAAACCAGAAGUAAUGAAUUUAGAUUAUAUUCCUUCAGAAGCUGCCUCAGGAAAAGAAUCUUACAUUCCAGGCCAAGAGUCUGAGAUCAGUCAAUGGGAAAGAAAUUUGUCACCCUUUAAUUUCAAGAAGUUGCAGGAUGAGAUCUCGGCAAUUAAGCUAAAAGGGGAUAAAAGUGAUGUACAUUUUAAAGCCCAGCAGCUUAACAGCUCAGCAGAAUCUCUAUUCAGCCCUUCAAGUUUAGAAAGGAAGCUUUUGGACCUUUCAACGCUCGAUAAGCAAGCAAAUUGUAAGGAGGACACUGCAACAAAUAUAAGUUGUGAAGAUAACAAGCACGGUGAGAUUGAAGAAGAAAGGAGAUGUGACUUGAUAGAGAAAUUCAACCUUCCCAAGAUGGAAGGAGAUGUUCCCAGGCAGCCUGUAGCAAUAUCUGAAAAAGAUCCAGAAAUUUCAUCUUCCAAGGCAUUCAGCAUUGGCUUUUUUGAUUUCAGGAAACACAUUAGCAAAAUAUUUGAACAGGUAGCACCAAAUGUCGUGCCUGCCAACUUGCCUAACCUUGCCACUGAGCAGCGUCCAAGUGAGAAGAUCAGUCCAGAGGGUAAAGAAACAAAAGUUAAGCAAGGUCUGGCAGAUGUUGAAAAAAGCAGUGCAGAUGUAGAUCCCGAGAAUGACUGGAAAACAAACCAGCGCACAUUGCCUUUGGAGACCGAAGUCUGUAAUAAAGCCACUGAAGAGAAAACAGCUCAGGAACAAGAACUCACAGGAAUGCUGGCAAACAGUCAGGGGAAGGAUUUGCCAAGUGCCUUUUCAGAAAAGAUCCCUAUCGACGAAUAUUGCUUAACCGAAAACUGUCUUACAACUUCCCCCAAGUUAUUUAAGGUGGAUGGUUUAAGCAGGCAUGAAAUAAAUGCGGAGAUUAACGAUCACCUUUGCUCUUUAAGCAGUGAUACUGCUGAGAACGAACUUUGCACAGAAAAAGUAGAAUUUCCAUCUAGAAGUUUAGGAAACCAAGAAAUGGAGAACCAACUUUGCAUAGAAAAAGUAGAAUUUCCAUCUAGAAGUUCCGGAAACCAAGAAACGGAGAAUCUGCCAUCUUCGCCUAAAAACGAAGAGCCUUUGAUAAUCCCUUCCUCUACAGGCGUUGUUCCAGAUUUUGAUGCCACACCUGUUGCUACUGAAGUAAAAGAAGCUAAUUUAAUUAGUCUGUGUAACUUUGAAACAGAUGAACCUAAAGAACAGUUAACGUAUGACGGGAAUAAAAACAUCAACAAGGGGAAUGGUGACAAUACAGACUUAGCCAAGAUUUCAACAUUGCCAUUUCUUACAGAUGAUCUGGAUGCUCAUAAAGAACAAACAGAUCAGUCCGAGAUAUUGUUUGAUGAAAAUCCUAAUUUUUCCAAUCAGCAUACAUUACAAAACACAGCUGUUACAGUACUGGAUACCAUAGACAGUAAUAACUGGUUGCAAAAGUCCAUAGAGGAAGAGAAGAGACAGGACACAGCAGAACAUAAGCUAAUUACUUAUUUUAAAAAUGAAGUAAGUCCUGAUCACUCACCAGACGAGUCCAAAUUGGGAUCCAACAGUGUUCAAGAGAGUUGUAUAGAAAAGACAAAUGACAUCAAAUUGAGCACAGCAGAAGGACCAGGUUUUUCUGCUGAUGUCCCUCAAGCAGAUACUACAAUCAUGCUAAUUACCAACAACUGUGAAGCAGUUUUGCAAGCCAGCAGAGACAUUCAAAAGCCUGAUGUAAAGAGGCAUUCAGAAACCCUCCAAGGAAUGGAACAAACUAUACGUACAGAUGUGGAAAUGGCUUCUUUAAAUGAAGCCAAAGAAGAACCUGCAAGUUUUCAAGAUAUCCAGGAAAUAAUACCAAUUAUUUCACAUUCUGAAUUGGAGCAAAGCUUUCCCGGUUUACUUGAAAACAUGGCGACGGAAGAAUUACCCCCUGAAAGUUCUUCUGUUCCUGAUGUUUCCGUUAAAUUGGAGCCUGAUGUGGAUUCUUUCCAAAAACCACUGACCACAGUUCUCUGUGAUGGUAUUCUUGAUGCUACUGAGCUGACCACAGCAAG